AACAUGUUCUGCUGUGUCCUGGAUCAGGCUCUUCACUGGAAUGGGCGUGAAGCCUUCUUUAUUACUUUAUUGUAUUACUCUGUGUCCCAGGAGGACCAGUCUGGGGAAACUGAGCUUUUCUCAUUGAUUCGACUGUUCCUGCCUUGUAAGAGAAGCUGGAGUUAGAAGAGGCACACGAUAAAUACAAGCUGGAGUUACGAGAGGCAGGCCUUCUCCAUCCCGCUUCCUUUAUAUUAACCUAUUACCCUGCCUGACAUGAUUUUGGACUAGGAGUCUCCUCAUUAGGAUGUGAGGUGUCCUCAGCCCUUUAGGGGCUAUCAGUUAUCUGCCAUUUCUCAAUCAGCUGGUGUGAUCAGUGAACCUUAAAGUCACCAACGCUUCAUAGAGCACAUCGAGAUGGGCCUCUUUCUUUCCUACUUGAGUUGCAGUAUUAGAUUUUAUCUAUAGCGGCAUUUACCUUAUUCGUAUGAGACAGUGAUGGUCUUGGAAUAUGGUUUUGAUUGUUGAGGUGGACUAGUUUAUAAGGUAUCAAAGUGAGAAAAGUCUCCCAUGUAGUAAAACCUCUUAUAAAGUGAAAAAAAAUUACAGGCAUCAACAUUUAAUUUCCCGGAUUUCUCUAAGGAUAACAGGGUCAUGGAUGUAAAAAAAAAAAAUGCUUUUCAUAUGCUGCCUGUGAGGGAACAAUCUCUGGUUAUUGGUGGCAUCCUUACCUCUCUGAUGCCACCUUAGCAUUAAGUGAGUUCUUACGUACCCACUAGACAGCAUAGAAUUUGUCCACAUCUUCUGCCUCACCAUCUCAUUUCUUUUAAAUGAUCUGCAGAUAUUUCAAAGUUGGGGGAAAAAGAAAAGUCUUUUAAAUCUCACCUGCGGGCUCACCACGUGGCCUGUCACCAUCCCUCCCCAUUCUUAAGUCCUUGUUGAGUGACAGUGAUGGGCAGAGGGCCCUGAGCUGUACACGCUGGGCAGACCUGUCCCUCUAACUCUUGCAGCUGUGUUGGAGACGGAGGGUGAAGACUGGGAAAAUGGGUCUUCGUUUUAUCAAGGAGAGUAGCUUUUCAGGAAAGGGAAUAAUGAUGCACUGACUGUUGCUUUAGAAACUAUCCAUUUAGCCCUAUGAAGGCUCAGGACGGCUGAUUGUACAUACUUCCAUCUCGUCUGUUACAGCUUCCUGUUUUGCUUUUUGCCUGUUCCUGGCUGUGCAGUCUGGCAUAAUUAAUAACAACCUCUUUUAUUUCCCAGUGUUCACAUUUGUGUGCUCGGGACUUCCAUUUAGUUUGUUCAAGCUUGAGGGAAUGUUUGAUGGGUUUUAAAUGUUUUUCUGUUAGCUGAACAAAAUUAACUUGAGCACUAUUUAAAUGAUUGGCACCCAAGCUCUAUUUAUAGCAUUUAUAUGCAUUUAAACACUGAAGAGUUUUGUCUUGUCAAAUUGUGCAGGCUGAGAUGUUGAUCUGUAUUCCAGGAAAGCCUGCUUUAAAAGAGAUGCACCCUCACCGUGGGGUUCUGCUUUUUGUUACGCUGGUGUCAAUUCAGCAAGUAUUUCGUCCAUUCCUACUGUGUGUUCAGCCCUGGGCUGUGUUUGGGGAGGGAUACGGAAACGGAUCCGUCAGUUUCUGCCCUGAAGAAGCAAUCUUACUGGUAAGGGGAGGCUACCAUAACAUGAAAAGUUAAAUAACAAGCCAUUGUUAUUCAUGUUAUAGCAUCUUAGUUUGAAGGUGUUUCUCUUAGAAUUGGGGUAAUCUUUAAAAGUCAAGGGAUUAGGAAGGAAAUCUGAUGCAGUUGGUAGAGCUCUUGCUUCCUGCCCGCCUCUACCUUCGUGGAUUCUUUAGGAAGUUUUUGAGUGUCUCUAUUUAUAUGUAUAUUUCUGUUCGUCGUGUAUCUCUUACACAGCUUGAUAAAGUUGGGUUAAGGGGUCAUAAAUGUAGGACUUGCACUGAGGAUCUUGUAACUUUGAGGACCAGUACAAACCUGCUUGUCUAGUCCAGCUUCUGUUUUAAUAGCUUUUGUUAGAGUUAGUUAUCUUAUUCUUUAGAGUGAGUUCCUUGAGGGGUGUGGACAGUGUCCUUACGAUCUUUGUGUUAGCACAGCGGUUCUCACCUUGUCUGCCUAUCAGAAUUACAUGAAUAACGACCACCACAGAAAUGCCUGGGUCUGCCCCCCAGGGGGAUCCUGUUCAGGCGUCACGAUGGGGAGCUUUAAAAAAGUACCUCAGGUGCUGACCUUGGCUUACUUUUUGAAACACUAGGAAUGGUAGUUUCUACUCUUCAGGACCUCAAAACUAAGGAGCUAAGGAGAACCCUACGUAAAUAGAGUGAAGUCUGUUCCAUUGUCCUUUGCAUUCGGAGACUCCUUUAUUUUACCAAAUACAAAGAUUCUCUAACCAGUGCAGUCAUUAUGAACGUGACAAGUUUAUUUUCCUUCACAAGUCCAGCUGUGAAGAGACUUCUUGGGUGGAAACAGGGUGAUGAAGAAGAAAAAUGGGCAGAGAAAGCUGUUGAUGCUUUGGUGAAAAAACUGAAGAAAAAGAAAGGUGCCAUGGAGGAACUGGAAAAGGCCUUGAGCUGCCCGGGGCAGCCGAGUAACUGUGUCACCAUUCCCCGCUCUCUGGACGGCAGGCUGCAGGUUUCCCACCGGAAGGGGCUGCCUCACGUCAUCUACUGCCGGGUUUGGCGCUGGCCUGACCUUCAGAGCCACCAUGAACUAAAACCACUGGAAUGCUGUGAGUUCCCUUUUGGUUCCAAGCAGAAGGAGGUGUGCAUCAAUCCUUACCACUAUAAGCGGGUAGAAAGCCCUGUCCUCCCUCCAGUGCUGGUUCCAAGACACAGUGAAUAUAAUCCUCAGCACAGCCUCUUAGCUCAGUUCCGUAACUUAGGACAAAAUGAGCCUCACAUGCCACUCAAUGCCACUUUUCCGGAUUCUUUCCAGCAACCCAACAGUCAUCCGUUUCCUCACUCCCCCAACAGCAGUUACCCUAACUCUCCUGGAAGCAGCAGUGGCACCUACCCUCACUCACCCACCAGCUCAGACCCGGGAAGCCCUUUUCAGAUGCCAGCCGACACACCCCCACCUGCUUACCUGCCUCCUGAAGACCCCAUGACCCAGGAUGGCUCACAGCCAAUGGACACAAAUAUGAUGGCGCCUUCGCUGCCCUCAGAAAUCAACAGAGGAGACGUUCAGGCGGUUGCUUACGAGGAACCAAAACACUGGUGCUCUAUUGUCUACUAUGAGCUCAAUAACCGUGUGGGUGAAGCGUUCCAUGCCUCCUCCACAAGUGUGUUGGUGGAUGGUUUCACUGAUCCUUCCAACAAUAAGAACCGUUUCUGCCUUGGACUGCUAUCCAACGUUAACCGGAAUUCCACUAUUGAAAACACGAGGCGGCAUAUCGGGAAAGGUGUUCAUCUUUAUUACGUUGGAGGGGAGGUAUAUGCCGAAUGCCUGAGCGACAGCAGCAUCUUUGUGCAAAGUCGGAACUGCAACUACCAUCACGGAUUUCAUCCCACUACUGUCUGCAAGAUCCCUAGUGGGUGUAGUUUGAAAAUUUUUAAUAACCAAGAAUUUGCUCAGUUAUUGGCACAAUCUGUGAACCAUGGCUUCGAGACAGUUUAUGAGCUCACAAAAAUGUGUACUAUACGCAUGAGCUUCGUGAAGGGUUGGGGAGCAGAAUACCACCGCCAGGAUGUUACCAGCACCCCCUGCUGGAUCGAGAUCCAUCUGCAUGGCCCCCUCCAGUGGCUGGAUAAAGUGCUUACUCAGAUGGGUUCACCUCAUAAUCCAAUUUCAUCUGUGUCUUAAACGGCCUCAGGCUUCUGCCUCUUGAAAACUAUUGAGCCUUGCAUGUACUUGAAGGAUGGAUGAGUCAGACACGAUGGAGAACUGACAAAGGAGCCUUGAUAAUACUUGACCUCUGUGACCAACUGUUGGAUUCAGAAAUUUAAAAGACCUUGGUAACAUACUGUUGAUAUCAAGAACCUGUUUAGUUUACAUUGUAACAUUUUAUUGUAAAAUCAACUAAAAUGCAUACUUUUAGCAGGACUUUGUGUAUAAAGGAGAGAUGGCCUAGCCAGGGACAAAUUAUCUAUUCGAAAAAUGGUCCUAAGAGAUUCUUUUGUGUUUGGCACUUUAAGGUCAUCGUUUGGCAGAAAUUUAGCAUUAAUAGUCUUUCUGAAGUGUGUUUUUAUCAGGUUUAACGCCCAUGUUGAGUCUUCUUUUCAUGGGUUUUCAUAAUAUUUUAAAACUAUUUGUUUAGUAAUGGUUUUUGUUUGUUUUUUAAGUAACGGUUAAUCUUGAUGAUAUACAUAGUAAUCUUUCUAAAAUUGUAUGCUGACCAUACUGCUGUCAGAAUAAUGUUAGGCAUAUGCUCUUGGCUAAAUAUGUAUGUACAGAAUAUUUGGAAGUUAAGAGUUGAUUAGAUUAGUGGAUUUAGAAGUAUUUGAGGGGGUGGGGGAAGGAAAUGACAACUGCAAAUGUAGAAUAUACUGUAAAAAUUCAGUUUGUUGCUUUAAAGAAACAAACUGAUGUCUAAAUUUUGCUGUGUUUUGAUUUUUUAGAGAUUUUAUCCUACUUUUCUUUUUUGGGGGCAUCUUCUAUCCCAUCUUCUCCAAAAAGCAGAUAUGCAGCUGGUUCAUUCAUAUAACUGUGAGAGCAAAUGAAUAAUUCCUGCUAUUUUGAAAUUGACCGCCUGUAUGUUUCAGUGCUGAUGGUAUGGAGUGCUUGAAUGUAAUAAGAGGUUUUUAUGGAGUUUACAGUACAGAAAUAGGCUUUAAUUUUCAAGUGAAUUGUUUGCCAAACCUAAUAACUCUGUUCAAUAUUUCGAGGAUUUAAAGAACAUCCCUGUUUAAAUCCAUUUCAACCUUUUUUUAGUUUUUUUGUACUAUCUUUGCUUUUAUUUUUCUUCUGCUAAUCUUUUAUAUUCACUUAUGCUCUCGUACAUUGAGUACUUUUAUUCCAAAACUAGUGGGUUUUCUCUACUGGAAAUUUUAAAUAAACCUGUCAUUAUUGCUUACUUUGAUUAAAAA
Molecule: messenger RNA, 5012 nt
Organism: Equus caballus (horse)
Lineage: Eukaryota; Metazoa; Chordata; Mammalia; Perissodactyla; Equidae
Source: RefSeq, a predicted model, not a curated record